UAUAACAAAGAUGUUUUGAAGUUACCGUGUAUGAGGAUAACGGUUCUGAAAAAUCUGCUAAAAUUUGAUUAAUUCAAGUAAAACCUUGAAAACUCUAACAAUGGCAGUUUCAGUUUCAACAUCUCCAAUUUCGGCUCCGUUAUUGUUAAACAUCAAUAACGUAAACUCCAAUCUUUUAUAUUCUUUUCCAUUUCUCUCUAAUGUCUCCUCAAAGUCCAGCAAUCGCAUUUCAACAGUUAUCCUCUGCUCUAAGAAGUCAGGCGGUGGAUUGAUAAGUGAAAAAAAGAAAGCUUUAUUUGAACGUUACGGUCUCAAUCCUAACGAUUUUUUAUCUGAUUCCUCUCCUAAGUCAAAGAGAAAAAAGGAAGGGAAAAAUGCAGGAAAAGGGAAACAAGUUGUUGCAGAGGAAGCUAAGCCACCUAGGACUACGCAUAGGUUGCUUCAGGUAUUCGGAGGAAAGGCUAAAAGAAAGAAGCUGCUUUCACCAAUGGGCAUGGAUGUGCGGCCAAUGAUGGAAGUUGUAAAAGGUUGUGCCUUUGAUAUUUUGCAGGCAGCUGGUGGCUGUCCUGCAUCUUUAAGGCCAGGUCGCUGGUUGGAUUUGUACAGUGGUACAGGAUCUGUUGGCAUUGAAGCUAUCAGCCGAGGUUGUUCUGAGGUGCAUUUUGUUGAGAUGGAUCCCUGGGUUGUUUCAAAUGUUCUACAACCAAAUUUGGAGUCAACUGGGUUUCUUGAUGUUUCAGUUGUACAUACAGUUCGUGUGGAAAACUUUCUAGAACGGGCAGAGCAAUUUAUAGGAAGUAACAGGACCUUUGAUUUCAUUAGUGUCACACCUCCAUAUAUGGAAGUCAACUAUGGGACGCUGAUGGAUCAAGUUUCAAAAUCAGCGCUAGUUGGAGAAGACACAUUUAUUGUGGUGGAAUAUCCUCUGAGAACAGAGAUGCUGGAUGCAUGUGGAUCCCUAAUAAAGAUAGCUGAUCGAAGAUUUGGACGGACACAUUUAGCAAUUUAUGGACCCAAGUGGGCCCAGAAGAAAAGAGCCAGAAAAACAACUUUGAGCAAUACCAGAAGCUUGACGAAGUUUCUACAAGCUGAUAACAUAUAGUCAUCUCUUGCUUAAAAUGCUUUUGCAUUUCACAUCUGCAUCUGUUAUCAAUAGAUGUUGCAGUUGUCGGUAUCAUAUCAUAAAAAGAGCUCUAGUGGAUCUUUAGGUUCAUAGUAUCUUCUGAGCUGCUUAAUUUUCUUGAUAAUUUAGAGACAAACCUGUGGUGUAUCGAGCUGAUUUUUCAUAAUUGUAAGGACCUAAACUAAUUUUGUGUUUUGUACAUGGAUUAUACUUAUAGUCUAUUGCUGACACUUGUUUCUGUAGUCUAUCACUUGGACUUGUUUAAGUCAAAUACGAUCGUUGGUACAUUUUCUA
Messenger RNA from Ricinus communis (castor bean), 1417 nucleotides. Its product is annotated as putative rRNA methyltransferase YlbH. Gene Ontology annotation, biological process: rRNA methylation. The coding region runs from base 101 to 1102 and encodes 333 amino acids. Gene Ontology annotation, molecular function: methyltransferase activity. The record is from RefSeq and is a predicted model, not a curated record. The transcript is spliced from 10 exons. NCBI's taxonomy places the organism in Eukaryota, Viridiplantae, Streptophyta, Magnoliopsida, Malpighiales, Euphorbiaceae.